Molecule: messenger RNA, 1115 nt
Organism: Erythranthe guttata (spotted monkey flower)
Lineage: Eukaryota; Viridiplantae; Streptophyta; Magnoliopsida; Lamiales; Phrymaceae
Source: RefSeq, a predicted model, not a curated record
CGUGGAAAGUUCCUGCACAACUGUCUGCCAGGGUAUAAUAACGCUUCAAUUUUUUUUUUCAAUUUUGGGAGUCUUCCUAAACAAUUUAUCCCAAUUUUCGUAUUUAAUUAUCGCAAAACCGACUUCUUCUUCUUCACUUUCGCCGGUGAAGAAAAAAAAUCAAAAUAAAAAAAUCCAGGCUCGAUUUGACGAGAAGAAGGAAGCAGGAAUGGCGUCUCAGCAGCAUUUGGACAAGAUGCAGCUGCGUCAGAAUUAUCGCAACGUCUGGCACACCGAUCUUACGCACACCAUUCAGAACGAUCCUCCGUAUUGCUGCUUGGCGCUUUGGUGUGGACCUUGUGUAUCAUAUAUGCUUCGGAAAAGAGCUCUUUACAAUGACAUGACAAGGUAUGUGUGCUGUGCUGGAUAUAUGCCUUGCAGUGGUCGGUGUGGUGAAAGUCGUUGCCCUGAGUUUUGCCUUGCAACUGAGGUUUUCCUAUGCUUUGGAAACUCAGUAGCCUCAACACGGUUUAUGUUGCAAGACGAGUUCAACAUACAGACUACGCAGUGUGACAAUUGCAUCAUUGGUUUCAUGGUCUGCCUCCAACAAGUUGCGUGUAUCUUUUCAAUUGUUGCUAUGAUUGUUGGAAGUGACGAACUCUCUGAGGCUUCUCAGAUUCUGUCAUGCUUGUCCGACAUGGUGUAUUGCUCGGUUUGCGCUUGUAUGCAGACACAACACAAAAUCGAAAUGGACAAGCGAGACGGUAAGUUUGGCCCACAACCGGUAAUGUCGGUGCCAGCUGUCCAGCAAAUGUCACGCCUCGAUCAGCAGUACCCUCCCACCGCUGGAUAUCCUGCUCCUGCAUACGGGCAGCCUAAUUAUCCACCGCCUGGCGGUUAUCCUCCCGCCGGUUAUCCUCCUGCAGGAUAUCCUCCUGCCGGAUAUCCUCCAGCUGGCUAUCCCUCUGCUGGCUAUCAAAGGUGAUUGAUUGAUCUUUCCCCAGUGAGUGUUUGUGUGGUGAUAUUUUGGGUAUUUUCGGCUAUAUCUCUAUUCGUACGUACAUGAUUAUAAUUUGCAUAUUUGUGAACACACAUUGGUUGGUUCAUAUUGUUUGGGUGCUACUUUGUUCAUGUUA